AUGACUAUUGAUUACACUUGGUGGAAAGACGCCACAAUUUAUCAAAUUUAUCCAGCUACAUUUGCUAAAGGGUUAAAAGGAAGAUACACUGGGGAUGACAAAACAUUCGAUGGUGCUUGUGGUGACAUUCCAGGAAUUAUCUCCAAAUUGGACUACUUGAAGGACUUUGUUGAUAUUAUCUGGCUUAGUCCUCAAUAUGAUUCCCCUCAGGACGAUAUGGGAUACGAUAUUAGUGACUACCAAAACAUCUAUCAUAGAUACGGUACUUUAGAGGAUAUGCAAAAGUUGAUUGAUGGUUGUCAUGAACGUGGUAUGAAGAUUGUUGCUGAUUUGGUCAUCAACCACACCUCUUCCGAACACAAAUGGUUCAAAGAAUCUAGAUCAUCAUUGGACAAUCCUAAGAGAGACUGGUACAUCUGGAAGAAACCAAGAUACGACGAAAAGGGAAACAGAUUACCACCAAAUAACUGGUUGUCUUACUUCUCUGGUUCCGCAUGGGAAUAUGAUGAAGCUACCGGAGAAUACUACUUGAGGUUGUUUGCUAGUACUCAGCCAGACUUGAAUUGGGAAAACGAAGAAACUAGAAAUGCCAUUUAUGAUACUGCUUUGAAAUUCUGGUUUGACCGUGGAAUUGAUGGAUUCAGAAUUGAUACAGCUGGUAUGUAUUCAAAAGAUCAAAGAUUUCUUGACGCACCAGUUGUUUACAAGGACCAAUAUUACCAACCAAGUGCAAAAUACACCAACAAUGGACCAAGAAUCCACGAGUUCCACAAGGAGAUGUUCAAGAAGGUUACCUCCAAGUAUGAUGCCAUGACUGUGGGUGAAGUCGGACAUUGCUCCAGGGAGGAAGCAUUGAAAUAUGUCAGUGCUUCUGAAAAGGAAAUGAAUAUGAUGUUUUUAUUCGAUGUUGUUGACGUUGGAUCCGAUAAAGGGGAUAGAUUCAGAUAUCGUGGGUUUGACUUGAAGGAUUUUAAACAAGCAGUUCAAAACCAAUGUGACUUUACAAAUGGGACUGAUGCUUGGUCUACCGUGUUUAUUGAAAACCACGAUCAGCCAAGAAGUAUCACUAGGUUUGGUGACAAAAAAUAUCAAACCAAGAGCGGUAAGUUGUUGGCCCUUUUGCAAACCACUCUAACAGGUACAUUGUUCAUCUACCAAGGACAAGAAAUUGGUAUGACCAAUUUACCAAGAGACUGGUCAAUUGAAGAUUACAAAGAUAUCAAUACGAUCAACUACUACCAUGCUUUCAAAGAGAAAUACGGAUCAGAUCCUGAUUUUGCAGAAAAGGAAAAGAAGCUUAUGGAUGUCAUUAACUUGUUGGCUAGAGACAAUGCAAGAUCACCAAUGCAAUGGGACGAUUCUGAAUAUGCAGGCUUUUCAGAAUAUGAACCUUGGACCAGAGUCAACACAAACUACAAAGAGGUCAAUGUUGCCAAUCAACUCAAAGAUCCAAACUCGUUGUUGAACUUUUGGAAGAAGUCGUUGAAGUUGAGAAAGGAAUACAAGGAUCUUUUAAUCUACGGGUCAUUCAAGAUUUUGGAUUUUGAUAAUGAGCAAGUGUUUACAUACGUCAAGAGUUUGCCAAACUCUGAUUAUCCCAAAGCUUAUAUUGUCCUCAACUUUUCCAAGGAACCUGCUAAAUUCAACAAAUUGAUUGAUGGAGAAUACAGGUUAAUCAAUGCUAACGUUGACAAAGAUGAUCUUGAUGAGGACACAUUGACUCCAUAUGAAGGAAGGGUUUACAUUGUUGAUUAG
Molecule: messenger RNA, 1755 nt
Organism: Lodderomyces orthopsilosis Co 90-125
Lineage: Eukaryota; Fungi; Ascomycota; Pichiomycetes; Serinales; Debaryomycetaceae
Exons: 1
Coding region: 1-1755 (584 amino acids)
Biological process (GO): oligosaccharide catabolic process
Molecular function (GO): alpha-amylase activity
Source: RefSeq, a predicted model, not a curated record